ACACAUACACACACACCUCCUUCUCUCGUCUCACACACUCCUCAAAGCAUCUAACAUACUGGAAAAUCAAAGCGCUCGCUGCUCCUGCUCACACACUGCCUGCGCUUAGCGCAAAGCGCACAACCCAAUAGAGUUUCCCUGUUUUCUGCGAAUUUCCACUCUGUUGUAAAUCGACACAUGCACUUUUUAGAUUAUUUUUAUUCCACUUUGGAUAACAAUGCAAGCGUGUAUUGUGUACCUAAAUACUUUCCCAAAAACUGUUUGAAUCUUUCACAACUGAACAUGAGAAUUCUCUGUGAAAGCAGAUGAAAAUAGCAGAUUUUUAGGAAGAUGGACCGGAGGCUUCCGAGGAGGCGAUGGACGUUGGCAGGGCAGAUUGUGUGUCUGCUCCUGUGUGCGUGCGCACUGGACCGGGUUUCGGCGCAGAUUCGCUAUUCAGUUCCCGAGGAGUUGGAGCACGGGGCUUUCGUUGGAAAUAUCGCAGAGGACUUGGGCUUGGACGUAGCCAAAUUGUCUUCACGGAGAUUCCGGAUUGUAUCCGGGGCUAGAAAACAAUAUUUAGAAGUGAAUUUGGAGAACGGAAUUAUGUUUGUGAAAGAGAAUAUCGACCGCGAAGAGCUGUGUGAACAAAGUCCCAUUUGUUUCUUACACUUGCAGGUGGUCAUUGAGAACCCCUUGGAACUGUACCGGGUAGAAGUGGAGAUCUUGGACGUGAAUGAUAACGCUCCCAGUUUCCCGUGGAGCGAGUUUAAUCUGGAGAUCACGGAGUCUGCUGCGCCGGGCUCCCGGUUCCCGCUGGAGAGCGCGCAGGAUCUGGAUGUGGGCUCGAACUCUCUCCGCUCGUACUUACUGAGCGCCAAUACACACUUCGUGCUAGACAUUCAGACGCGUAACGACGGCAGCAAGUUUGCAGAACUCGUUCUGCAAUCGCCGCUGGACCGAGAGCAGCAGAAGACGCACGAGAUGGUGCUCACGGCCGUGGACGGUGGCUCCCCGUUGCGCUCGGGCACGGCACAGAUCACGGUAACUGUGCUGGACGCGAAUGACAACGUGCCGGUGUUCGACCGCUCCGUGUACCGGGUCAGCCUGGUCGAAAACGCGCCUAGAGGCACGCUUGUCCUCAAAAUGAACGCCACGGACCUGGAUGAAGGCGCAAACGGCGAGAUCACCUAUUCGUUCAGCGGACAUGCGCCUCUGAAGGUGCGCGAGCUUUUCAGCAUGGAUUCUCACUCGGGUGAGAUCCGGGUGAAGGGAAUCGUGGACUACGAGAAGGCCAGCGUGUACGAGCUCUACGUGCAGGCGAAAGACAAGGGUCCCUCUGCCAUGGCCGUGCAUUGUAAAGUGCUGGUCGAUAUUCUAGACUUGAACGACAAUGCGCCCGAGGUCAUAUUAACCUCUGUGUCAACACCUGUUCAGGAGGACGCGCCACCGGGCACGGUGAUAGCUGUGAUUAGUGUAAUGGACCGGGACUCCGGAGAGAACGGAGCUGUGGAUUGCCAGAUCCCCGGAAAUGUCCCGUUCCAGUUGCACUCCUCCUUUAAAAACUAUUACACACUAGUGACCAGCGAGUCUCUCGACAGAGAGUCUGUCUCGGAGUACAACAUCACCCUCACGGCGCGAGAUCUUGGCUCGCCUCCGCUGUCCACCAGGAAGACGAUUCUGGUUCAAGUGUCUGACAUUAACGACAACCCGCCGCGCUUCAUUCAGCCCUCAUACACUCUAUAUGUGACCGAGAAUAACGCCCCGGGGGCUUCCAUUUGCUCGGUGACCGCAUUCGAUGCGGACUCUAAUCAGAACGCUUAUUUGUCCUACUCCAUCCUGGAGGGUCAGAUCCAGGGCAUGCCGGUGUCCACUUACGUCUCAAUCAAUUCUGAUAACGGCAACAUCUACGCGCUGCGGUCUUUUGAUUACGAGCAGCUCCGGAACUUUCAGAUCCGCGUCCAGGCGCUGGACGCCGGUUUCCCGCCGCUCAGCAGCAACGUGACCGUCAGUGUGUUCGUUUUGGAUCAGAAUGACAACGCGCCGGUCAUCCUGUCCCCACUGUCCAAAAACGGCACUGUUGCUAAUGAAAUCGUGCCCAGGUUGGUUGACGCUGGGUACCUUGUGGCUAAAAUCACGGCGCUUGACGCGGAUGCUGGGCAAAACUCUCGCCUGUCAUAUCAGAUGCUGCAGGCGACGGAUCCCGGGCUGUUCAGCGUGGCUUUAUACACCGGGGAGAUCAGAACAGUCCGCCGCUUUGUAGACAAAGAUGCCAUCAGGCAAAGACUUGUCAUACUUGUCAAGGACAACGGGCAUCCGCCGCUCUCGGCCACCGUGUCCAUAAUUCUGUCGGUGGUGGACAGCGUGCCGGAGUCGCUCUCCGACUUCGGUGACCUCUCGUUCAGCCCCCAGCCCCCGUCUAACCUCGCGCUAUAUUUAAUCGUGUCACUAAGCACCAUCUCGCUCAUCUUCCUCGUGGCCAUCAUCGUCCUGGCGGCCGUGAAGUGCUACAAAGACCGUGACUCCCUCGGCGGUUACGCGCUCUCCUCGCUCAGUACCGCCUGCUGCAGCUUUGAACCGGAGCCGCCCGCCGAGGUGUUCAAAAAGUCUAAUCUCAACCUGCAGAUCUCCAAAGUGCCCACGAACUGCGUGGAGGUAAACAGCAAUCCUGGAAACCUCUCUCAGACCUACUGCUACAAAGUGUGUUUGACGCCCGAAUCUGCAAAGAGCGACGUUAUGUUUCUCAAGCCUUGUAGUUCCGGCACACCGAGAAAUAACGCACCGAGAGGAGCGGAUAACCUGGCGCUGAGCUCACAGAGCCGCUGCUCGUCCGUGAACAACGGAGUGACUACACCGAAUGAGUUGAAACAAGCAAACACUGACUGGGCCCUAAACAAAAAUCAAACCUCCUCUCUGAAAAGUUGUAACUCUAUAAACAUGGAUGGCACACUGAUGAGAAAGGCAAUGCAGGCUGAACCAGAGAAUUAUAUGGGUCAAAUGGCUGCUGGACAAUACUGGACCUGGGGAACCCGCUCAAGAGAGUAUCGGAUGCACUCUCCAGCAGGUAGUGUUUCUCAGAGGGCCUGGACUCCUCACUACACACCCCAACACAAACCCACACACCAACCACAGCAGCAGCAGCCCACGGCACAGGUCCGCCCGGACCCUCCGCUCGACUACCAGCACAACGUCUACAUCCCUGGCACACCGUCUGGCUUCUGCACCCUGCAGCCUAGAUACCGCAGUGAGCUUGACGUUCACAACUCUUUCUCCACCUUCGGAAAGAAACGUAGGUUCAUCUCGCCCAGCAGCUAUGACCCGUGUGAUGACAUGGGGACAGAGGUCAUCAACAAUGACUUAUAUAAUGAAUAAAAUAAGACAAAAGGACCUAUGCUGUGAUGAUGAACAAAAAAAAGUGACUUAUUACCAAAGCAUUAUUAUGUAGUCUCAGCCUCAGAUGGACCGACAUAGUCCAUUCAUUGACCAUCUGAUGCAUAUUGCACAUGCAAUGCAACUUCCGUUAAUUUAUGGAAGAAAAUUGUUUUCAAAUAAUACUAGAUAUUAUUUAUUAUGAUAUUAUUUUCAAUGGUUUUGCCAUAGUUUGCCUGGAUUGUGCUUCGAAUUUUUGAAAGUUAUACAGGAGUGGAACUGUAUAUCCCACUUUGUAUUCUGUCUGUGAACUUGUUUACCAGGACAGAAAUUGUUCUCACAAAGCCUAAAAACUAACCUCCCCCAAUUUCCUGCAACCAUUUUGCAGAGAUUUUUAGAGUGCAACAGUGCCAUUUUCUCAGUGGACUUGUUUCCAGAAAUGUUUUUCCCAUUCACUUUUUUUCCAUAAGGAUUAAAAAUAAAGAGUCUUCACUAAAAUGUUUUAAGCCAUAAACCAACCAAGCAGUUAUGAAUUUUAUCACAGCCUUACCGACUUUGAUUUUGAAGCCAAAAUGUAUUUGAAGAUUGAACAAAAAGUCAAAGUAACUUGAUUGAACUUAAUAACUUUAAUGAGAAUAUAUAGGGCAAUAAGCUCAUAAACUGUUUGGAAUAAAAAUCUAAUUAAAAAUGAUGGAGAAACUAUUGAUUUAAAGAUGUUUAAUUUAUAUUUAAAGAUUUGGUAACACUUUCUAUGAAGCCCGUAUUUAUAAUACAUUAUGAGGGUAUUCUUUAGGCAUUAUAAUGAAUGCAUAAUGUUUUAUAAAAACCUCAUAAUAUGUUGUAUCAUCUCAUGGAUAUUCAUAAGAACAGUUUUAAUAUAUUAUAAUAUUAACUUAUUUGUGGUUAUAGCUUUUAAUGAUUUAUAACACAAUGAACAUGUUGCAUCAACUUUUACAAUGGUAAUACUUUUCAUAGUUAUAAUGUAUUAUAAGUCUCAUAUCUUGCCAUUUUUCUGAUGCUACUUUACUUAAAGUGAUCAAAGUCCACAUAUAAGUAGUAUUAAUAAUAUUAAUAAUAAAAAAAAAACUCAAACAGCCAUACAAUCAGAUAUCAGAUCAGAUGAAUAUGUAAAAUGACACAUUUGCUUUUGAUUAUUUGUAUUUGUAUUGAUGGUAUCAGUUAGAAAGCUGUUGAUAAGUAACUCUGUAACUACAUGUCAACUAGUAGUCACUGGAGUAUUAGUAUAUCUGAUACUGUAAAUAUAUGAUAACACUUUAUUUUGGUGGUCAACCAACAGAUAAACUGACUAUAAGUGUCUUUGCAAGUAUGUCAGUUUAUUAUACCAUACUAGAUUCGACCAUUAUUAAGCAUAUUAAUACUCCAAUGAGAGUUAGUUGGCAUGUAGUGGCACAGUUGUUUAUAGUUGAUUGAUUAAGGGGACCAUCAAAAUAAAAUGUAACCAUAUAAAACAUUGUUUUUUUUUUUUUUGUUGGAGUAUGAAACUCACAUCAGUUAAUUAACAUUUGCUCCACAGGAAACACUCAAAUACAUCUAACCACUCACAAGUUGUAGUAAGAUACUGUGCAGAUCCUAAAUAAACAAUGUCAAGAUAUGGUACAGUCCAUUAUACUGUAAAUGAAGUAGAUUUAAUAUAGUGUUAAUUGUGUUAUAAAUAAUCAUACUCUUAAACUUAUAACCAGAAAUAUAUAAGUAUUAUGAUGUAUUAUAAUUGUUGUUAUGAUUAUUCAUGAG
Messenger RNA from Carassius gibelio (silver crucian carp), 5100 nucleotides. Its product is annotated as protocadherin beta-15-like. Bases 331 to 3351 code for a protein of 1006 amino acids. Gene Ontology annotation, cellular component: plasma membrane. The transcript is spliced from 4 exons. The record is from RefSeq and is a predicted model, not a curated record. Gene Ontology annotation, molecular function: calcium ion binding. NCBI's taxonomy places the organism in Eukaryota, Metazoa, Chordata, Actinopteri, Cypriniformes, Cyprinidae. Gene Ontology annotation, biological process: homophilic cell-cell adhesion.